UAUACUUAAAAAGAGUUUUUCUUUUUCCAACUCAUCCCUUUCUAGCACUCUAAUAAACUCUCCAAGUACUAUCCAAGACUCCUCUCAAACUCAUUUUCACAAACUUUUCCAACUCUUGUCAUCCAUUUUCACCUCAUAUUAAAAGCUUCAUUUUGUCAUAGUUUCAAAAACUUAAUUUAUUUUUUUUCAGUAAAAGAUGGAGAAUGAGAAAGAGCUGCCACCACUAGUGGAAGCGCCGCCGGUGGCGGUGGUGAUGGUGAGGGAAAACCACUCAACACAUACAUCUAUAGAAACACUGUUAGUUGUAUUAGCAGUGAUAACAAUACUUGGUGUUAUUGCUGGUAUAAUUGCUAGGUUAUGUGGUGGUAGACAUUUUAGUGGUUCAGGUGAAGAUGAUAUUGAAGGUUGGGUUGAAAGGAAAUGCAGAAGUUGUAUUGAUGGUGGUGUUUCAACUGCGCCACCACCUCCGCCGCCGCCUCCGCCACCACAAGAAGAAGCUAAACCAGCAGCAGCAGCAGCAGAAGCUACUACUACAACAGCAGCAGAAGAAGCAAAGAAGUAAGAGAAAUAGGAAAUAGUUGUAGUAAUAUAAUUCCAUUUUAGGGUAGCUGUAACUAGUAACUAUUCUUCAGGCUUCUCUCUUUUUCUUUCUUUUUAAGAACUGUCUUAUUUUGAUCCGUUUGUGUGCAUCUCAAUUAUUUAGUCCAAUACUUGUUUUCUUUGUAUCUUAAACAGAUAGGAAGAAAUCAUCUAUCAUUUUUUUUUUUAAAUUUUUUGGUUUGUGUUUUGAGGGGUGGUGGGGUGGGAGGUUUCUAACCAGGUAGAUUAAAGUUGUUGACUAUAAGUUUCUUUUUUCUUUCCCUCCAUGCGAAGUGAAAACAAAUUUCACUUUUUUGUUUUUGUUUUUUUGUUAGGAUUGUAUUGUCUACUGAAAGGAUUUAUGAUAUUUAGUGUUAGUAGGAGUGAUAUUCACUUUUUUUU
Molecule: messenger RNA, 981 nt
Organism: Nicotiana attenuata
Lineage: Eukaryota; Viridiplantae; Streptophyta; Magnoliopsida; Solanales; Solanaceae
Exons: 1
Coding region: 197-562 (121 amino acids)
Source: RefSeq, a predicted model, not a curated record